Molecule: messenger RNA, 4997 nt
Organism: Aegilops tauschii subsp. strangulata
Lineage: Eukaryota; Viridiplantae; Streptophyta; Magnoliopsida; Poales; Poaceae
Product: PHD finger protein ALFIN-LIKE 2-like
Biological process (GO): regulation of DNA-templated transcription
Cellular component (GO): nucleus
Molecular function (GO): transcription coregulator activity; transcription cis-regulatory region binding; histone binding
Source: RefSeq, a predicted model, not a curated record
CGUCAGAGCUCCGACCUGAACUUCCCUCACAUCGGAAGGCGCCGACACUGCUGCCUGCGCAGCCGUUCACCGUGCCCCAGCCGAUGGAGACUGCCGCUGCCCCCGUCUCCCCUGCUCCCCGCACAGUCGAGGACAUCUUUAAGGACUUUUCCAACCGCCGCAGUGCACUCGUCCGCGCUCUCACCGUCGAUGUGGAAGACUUCUACAGGUACUGCGACCAAGAGAAGGAGAAUUCGUGUCUAUACGGACACCCCAACGGUAGUUGGGAGGUCGCGCUGCCGGCGGAGGAGGUGCCGCCGGAGAUGCCGGAGCCGGCGCUAGGGAUCAACUUCGCCAGGGAUGGGAUGCAUCGCCGCGACUGGCUCUCCCUCGUCGCCGUCCACUCGGACUCGUGGCUGCUCUCCGUUGCCUUCUUCUUUGGCGCGCGUCUCAAUGCAAACGAGAGGUACGGUUCUGCCCCAGGCUCAACAUUUUUUGAAAAAUAGUUUAACAAUUUUUCUGUUCUUACUAGUACAAAUGCCCGUGCGUUGCACCGGGCGAAAAAUUAAAACUUGCUCCACUUGCCAUUAUGCAGCACUUCUUUAAUUUAAUUUUUGCAAACGUCAAAAAUAAGGCUACAUUGAGUAUUUCUUUUUUGACCAUGAAAUUUGGACGUACCCUAACAAUGUUCGUCAUGAUCUAUUUCAGUUCUCAUGCGUUGCAACGAGAGUAAAAUAUUAUCACCUGCCCCUAACCCAAUAUAUAAGCCGGGUAUAAUCGCACAUAUAUGUUGUUCAAACAAACCAUUUUCUAGCACAUCGGGUAACUAACAACGGCAAUGAAAAAUGUGACCUUUAGGAUGGUCUUUCUUAAAGAUACGUCGGCCGCCAAUACGGAAGAAGCGCUUCGGCAAAAGCGUCCACACUAAUGGGCCGGCCCAUUAGCGUCUGCAGGAUUGAAAAAAGAGGUGAAGCAAAGGGGCGCACACAGGAAUUGAUACCUAGUCUUAAAGAUGAAUGGGCAGCAUUGCAUGCCAGUUGGGCUAGCGUCAGGUUUACGCUGAAGUAAUAGGGCGCGACCAACUUGGUGCAAAACCAGCUGGUUUUAAAGUGGUUUUCCCGGGUUUUUGUGUUUUUGUUUUCUUAAAACAGGUUUUGUUCUAUUUUAUUCUCAAUUUCCUUUUUAUUUUCUUUUUUCCUUCUUUUUUGCUUUUCAAAUGCGUGAAAUUUUAAAAAUGGGAAAAAUAUCAAAUUCCUGAACUUUUUUUCAAAUUUAUGAAUCUAUUCAAAAAUGUUCGGAAUUCCAAAUUUGUUUGUGUUUUUUUGAAAAAGUUCAGAGUUUAAAAAAUUGUUAAUAUUUUCAAAAUUUGUUCGCAAUUAUAAAAAAUGUUCGCAUUUUCAGAAAAGUUAAGAUUUUCGAAAACAAACUGUGUUUCAAAAAUUGUUCAUUUUUCCAAAAUUGUUCAGCAUGUCAAUUUUUUUCUCAUUUUUCAAAAAAUCAGUAUUUUAAAAUGUUAUCCAUUUUUCAAAGAUUGUCCACGUUUUCAAAAAAUGGUUUGCAUUUUAAAAAUUUGUUCACUGAAAAAUUGUUCACGAUUUCAAAAAAGGUUAGGGUUUGAAAUUUUGUUCGUGUUCUAAAAAAUUGUUCAUUAUUCCAACUUUUGUUCUCAUUUUGAAAAUUUGAUCAGAAUUUCAAAUUGUGUUCAAUUUUUUCACAAUUUUGAAAAAUGUUUGCGUUUAAAACAACUGCAUACAAAUUUUUGAAAAAACAUUCAAAUAUGUUGCUUCGCAUAGUUCUUAAUAUUCCGCGCUGCUAAAUUGUCAAUAGAGACCAGGAGGUCUUGUGUUCGAUUGGCGCCGCCUUUCGGCACCCGUAUAAUCUGUCAAAGGUCCAUAUUGUACCGAAGCGGGACUCUUUUUAAAUCCGAUAGCAAAAGGGCCCGUGCGUUGCAACGGGUCCAUCUCUCUUUCAACAUCAAGAUAUCGAGUAGAAACGGCUCAUCAUGGCUCAUAAACUUGGUGCAAAUCUCUAACAUCCUAAAUGUUAGCAGAACAUUCUCAUAUGGAUGUAUUUUGUAGCUUACACUAUUACACAAUGUAUAAUACAUCCUAGAUUAUGUGACCGAGUCAUGUAAUUUUCUUUUAUGACCGGUUGUGGUUCAUUCUUUUUAAUGCACUAUUCCAGUUGCGAUUUUGAUGUAUUUUCUUUUAUUACAACUUUCAAUUAUUUUGAUUUAAUUUGCAACCGUACAACUCCGAUGAAAUAAAAAUGUCAUAUUAUGUCAAUCUGAUCAUAUAGUGAUUGAUUACAUUUUAGUGGAAUCCAUCGCUAAGGAUACAAAUCAGUUUUUACUUAAAAUACUAUUUAAUUUAAGUAGGGUAUAUUACUUUGUAUUAAUUUUCUUUUAUUCUGAAAACGCUUCUGCAUGCAAGUUUGGUCGAUUAUGAUGUGUUUUUAUCAGUAUAAUAUAUUUUUUAUUUUAUAACUAUAUGUGUUGAAUUGUUGAUUCUGGCACAUAUCUUCUACUCUUUACCAAUUAUCGAGGGAUUUUAUGACUUAAUAUGCAGAAAUAGAUGGAGAAGUAAAAAAAAACAUAGUUGUCAUGUGGCAGUACAGGUUUGAGCUGUGAGCCAAGAAUGAUUGAUCUUGUAGCAUGUCUCCAUACUCCCAAAUGUGUCAAGGUGCGUGUGGUUGAGCCCUUGCCUCGUCGAGUCCUACCAUAAUUUUUCUGGCCCCUCCCUUUUUAUUUUUAAUAACUGACCGUCUCUUUGCGACAAUGUAUGUGCGUGUUUUCCGUACCGUGUGCAUGUCGUACUCCAUCAAUGUGUCAGGAUAUUCCUUCAUCACAGCAACGUGAUCCCUCUUGCCACCUCCUUUUUCCUAAUUAAUUAGCCACUAUAUUAGGUCUCUCUUCCUUGGCUUCAUCGUUGUCCCUCGUUAUCUCUCUCUGAGAUCUAAUCUGUUAGAUCGUUUGAAAUAGUUUUGAUUCCCCAGUCGCUCUUUGAGACCCUUUAACCUACUAGUAAGCAUGCACGUGCAACGCACGUCUCAAACAAAAUAUGUUUACAUGAUAUAAUACUAAAAUGAUUUUUACAGAAAAUUCAGAUCGCUACUAAAUGUUAUCAUGUCACUCAAAUUGUUUUUUCAAAAAGUGCGACAUAUUUGUGAUCCAACACACAUAUCAUAAACAUGUCUUCACAUAAAAUUCACUGUCACAUAAUAAUUAUAUUAUAAUUGCUACAAGAACAUAUUCUAAAAACCGCAACUAAGCAUGUUUUGAAGGUCCAGCUUUUGAAGCAAUGAAGGUCCAUCUAUAGAUGCGAUCAAUGAUGCUUCGUUCAAUGUAUGGGAUAUUGUUUUGAGCUUCGUUCUCUUCGUACUUUAAAAUAUGCAUCAAAAAUUGCUUCCUCGGUUGAAAACCAUCCUACAUUGGCAUUAUACAACAUUGUUAUAACAAGUUGUAUGUGCAAUGUGUAUACAGAUAAGCAUGGUGUAAAUAGUCACCUGGGGUAUGGGAAAAUAUAGCUUUCCAUCGCACAAUGAGUGCAUGUAAUUAAAAACCAAAUAACCAGACAAGGCACUGCAUAUAUGAAAUAAACACAUAAUGUGCGUUGAAUGAAUCAACUAAUAUUGUAAUGCGUUUAAAAGAAUCAUACCAGUGUGAGUUUGUUGGAGCAUCAUGAACUAUGCAUUCCCAUUUAGAGAUAUCAUCCUUGAAUGUAGGGUUUGCAACUUCAAGCGCAAGGUUUAGAUUGUCGGCCACGGUUUUAAGUACAUUCUUUCCAAAAGUAGGUAUUGGUAUCGGAUCGAAAAUUGAGACAACUUUUCUAUUUUGAUCCAAGACAAACAAUAGAAAUAACCCAAACAUAUACCAAGGCAAUAAAAUCUGCAAUGAUGAAAUAGUUUAGAAAUACAUAGAAUAUUAAUUAAGACCAAGUAAAGCACUGUUACAAAUAAAAAAAAUCUUACCAUAUCACAUUGAGAGAUAUGAUAGUCAUUACUGUCAGGCCAGCUAUGGAACAACCGUUUCAAUGUAGCAAUUUCCAUAUGUUCACAAUGACUUGAGUCUCGUGCAUAAUGGAACAUGGACUAAAGUACGAAUGAGAAAAUAUUAGUGCAAUGAGAAAAAAAAUGUAGUACGUGAUUAUAGUAACUUACACAAAAGUUCAGAUCCAUAUAGUGAGAUGGAAUGUCUCUGAGAAGCUGGACUUCGUGGCGCGCUAGUAUUCGCACAGCCAUAUUAAAGCAAUGAAUAUCCAUGUAUUCAUCAUUGCUUAAAAUGUUUUUAAUUUGUCUCAAAUUUAAGCUAAUAGUGUACGGAUCAGAGCUUUUCACCCAUUCUCUCCUGUAAAAUCAAAAUUCUGUAAAUUAUAAUGACAUCAGAGUAAUUUGUUGGAAUAGAAAAUGAAAUAAAAAAUAUGGCUUACUCUAGUAGAGCGACAUCAUCAACCAUACUGAUGAACAAGCAAAGUUCAUCUAUUAAAUCAUCAUUUGUUGGGUUGACAGACGGUGAAAGAAUAAAUGACCGCGGGAUGAGCUCAACUUCUGUUGAUGUAUUUGAUAUUUUGAAAUUCUCAGGGGGUCUAUCCAGAAUCAUACAUUCUGUGGGAUCUGUGUUGUUAUCGUCCUCUUCCAUGUCUCGAUUUCUUAUAUUAUCAUCAUUCAAUUCUGAGUCCACUAAAAUGACAACUAGUUUUGUUCUAAAAUCUGUCAUAUGUUCCUAUUAAAACAGUAAUAAGAGUUAAAUAGUGAUACAACAUAGAAUAAAUAUAAUGAUACACAGUAAAAAAAUACCUGUGUAGGAAUGUCAGACAACAUAUCUCCAGUGAAGUACUCCAUAAAAUUUACCAUCCACAGACCACAAGAUGACCUGCAUGAUUACAAAUAUAAAACUUAAAUAAACUCAAUCAUUUUUAAUCAAAUUUAUAGAUAUUUGUAUAAAACAACUUUUAGAAUCAUCAAAUGAUCAUGACUGAAACAAGCCGUGAUGAAAACAAAAUUUUCACAAACUUAGUGAA